Molecule: messenger RNA, 1716 nt
Organism: Salvia splendens (bonfire salvia)
Lineage: Eukaryota; Viridiplantae; Streptophyta; Magnoliopsida; Lamiales; Lamiaceae
Product: cysteine desulfurase, mitochondrial
Exons: 1
Coding region: 110-1474 (454 amino acids)
Biological process (GO): [2Fe-2S] cluster assembly
Cellular component (GO): cytosol; mitochondrion
Molecular function (GO): cysteine desulfurase activity; pyridoxal phosphate binding
Source: RefSeq, a predicted model, not a curated record
UUCUGAAUUAGUAGAAUCUGUGAUUUCUAAGAGUUUAGGUUUAACCACAGAGCAGCUGAAGGUUUCCCCCAAAUCAAACUGCAUCCGAUAAGCUAGGGCAACAGCCACGAUGUUCUCCAAGUUUCUCUCCACCGCCGUCCGCCGCAAUUUGAUCCAGCAGGCAAUCUUCCGCCGCCUCCCCAAACCUUUCUCAACCGCUGCCGCCGCGGUGGAGCCUCUGGAGGAGGAUUCCAGCGGAGUCACGAUGAAAGGAGUGAAGAUAUCUGGCCGCCCCCUCUACCUCGAUAUGCAGGCGACUUCACCGGUCGAUCCUCGGGUUCUCGACGCCAUGCUCCCCUAUCUGCUCUCCCGCUACGGGAACCCUCACUCCCGCACCCACCUCUACGGCUGGGAAUCUGAGAAAGCCGUCGAGUCGGCGCGGGCGCAGGUGGCGGCGCUGAUCAACGCUUCCCCGAAGGAGAUCAUUUUCACCUCCGGCGCCACCGAAUCCAACAACAUCUCGGUCAAGGGGGUUAUGCACUUCUACAAGGAGAAGAAGCGCCACGUCAUCACCACGCAGACGGAGCACAAGUGCGUGUUGGAUUCGUGCCGCCACUUGCAGCAGGAGGGUUUUGAAAUUACUUAUCUUCCGGUCAAGAGCGACGGGCUCGUUGACUUGGAGAAGCUCCGGGCUGAAAUCCGCCCCGACACCGGGCUAGUCUCGGUGAUGAUGGUGAAUAACGAGAUUGGUGUGAUUCAACCUAUGGAGGAAAUUGGGAAAUUAUGCAAGGAAUUCAAUGUGCCUUUGCAUACUGAUGCGGCGCAGGCUUUGGGGAAGAUUCCAAUUGAUGUGGAUAAGAUGAAUAUAAGUUUGAUGUCGUUGAGUGGGCAUAAGAUUUACGGGCCAAAGGGGAUUGGGGCUUUAUAUAUGAGGAGGCGCCCUAGAAUCCGUGUGGAGCCCCAGAUGAAUGGGGGUGGACAAGAGAGGGGUAUAAGGAGUGGCACAGUCCCGACGCCUUUGGUUGUUGGGUUCGGUGCUGCUUGCGAGCUGGCCAUGAAGGAAAUGGAAUAUGAUGAUAAGAGGAUUAGGGCGCUGCAGGAGCGGAUGUUGAAUGCAAUUAGAGGCAAAUUAGAGGGUGUUGUGGUUAAUGGGAGUGAGGAGAGCCGCUAUCCGGGGAAUCUGAACUUGUCUUUUGCCUUUGUUGAAGGGGAGAGCUUGUUGAUGGGGCUGAAGGAGGUAGCUGUGUCGAGUGGUAGUGCCUGCACGAGUGCGAGUUUGGAGCCAUCCUAUGUGUUAAGGGCGUUGGGAGUGGAUGAAGAUAUGGCACAUACCUCGAUAAGGUAUGGGAUCGGGAGGUUCACAACUGAGGAGGAAAUUGAUAGGGCCGUCGAGCUCACUGUGAGGCAGGUGGAGAAAUUGAGAGAACUGAGCCCUCUUUAUGAGAUGUAUAAGGAUGGCAUUGACAUUAAGAGUAUUCAAUGGUCGCAGCACUGAGGAGUUGAGAUACUAUGGACUUCUCUGAUAGUGAUGAUAAUUUGUAAGAAGCACAUGGAGUUGCAGGCCAAUCAUAUGGAAUGCUCACACAUAACGGUCUUGCAGGAUCUAGCAGGUCUUAAAUCUCUGUACACAUUCAACUUGGAUAUGUAGUUUACUCUUAUGCUAAAUGUGUUACUUGGUGAAUUUGUGUUUUGUGGUUUACUCCAUAACAAUGAACAAAUAAAGUAUCCUUCUAUAAA